Molecule: messenger RNA, 1997 nt
Organism: Hordeum vulgare subsp. vulgare (domesticated barley)
Lineage: Eukaryota; Viridiplantae; Streptophyta; Magnoliopsida; Poales; Poaceae
Exons: 1
Coding region: 181-1728 (515 amino acids)
Source: RefSeq, a predicted model, not a curated record
UGCUCCACAAAUUGCAGUCACCAGUCAAGCAGUCACCUUCAAAUCUUCAAUCCAGAAGCCUCUCCGAGUCUUGAGUCUUGAGUCUAGAUCGAACACCACCCAGUUAGCACUCGUUGCUGUUUACCCCGCCAUCUUCCAUCUACCACCUGGUGCUCGAGUCGAGGGGGCUCACACAUAACAAUGGAUAUCCUCGUCUCUGCAAUCACAGGAGAUCUCGUCAGCAGGUUGGCAUCGUUCGUGAUCAGCAAGUACUUCCGGCAGCAGCCUGGCAUCGACAUGAUUCUCCAGAGGCUGCAGCGCGUCGUUCAGAGAAUGGACACCGUCGUCGAGGAGGCUGAUGGGCGGCGCAUCACCAACCAGGGGAUGCUCCGUCAGCUCAAGACACUGAGGCAAGGAAUGUACACAGGCCACUACAUUCUUGACGCCUUGAGAUUCCAAGCUGCCCAUGAAGUCGAGGUGGAGGUGAGCCACUCACUGACUUCUGCUCUGCUGUCUGAAUCCAGUAGUCUGGCCAAACGGCUUCGAUUCUCCGGUGGUGCCGGUGGCGGUGGUAGCAGCAGCAACAGAGAAGCAGCAGCAGCCUUAAUGUUUGGUGCAAACAACAGCAUACGAGAAGAGCUGCACCGGUUGGUUUCUUCUCUUGAAGACACCAUGGAUGCAGGUAUGAAGGAGUUUCUUUUCUUCUUGGAGACGUAUCCUCCGGUACUGCGACAACCAUACGCCGCAUAUUUGCUCUUGGAGAACUGCAUGUUUGGUCGCCAAACUGAACGGGAACAGGUCCUGGAUUUCUUGCUCCAUCCUGCUGCUACUCCGAUCUUGGCUGUACUUCCGAUCGUUGGUCCACUACGAUCAGGCAAAACCACUCUUGUUGAGCACGUCUGUAGGGAUGAUAAUGUGCGCAGUCACUUCUCGAUGAUCCUCUUCUUUCCAGAAGGCAGCCUCGAGGAUGAACGAGUGAUCGACUUGAGAGGGAGCGGCAACUUCAAAGUCAGACAUCAGAAUCACUACACUCAAUCUCACAGCAGGUUUCUCGUCAUUGUCGAAACCUCCAAGGACAUCAACGAGAGAUCAUGGAGAAGUCUGAAAUCUUGCGUCACCCGCAUGGCACCGUGCGGUGGGAGUAAAAUUAUAGUCACCAGUCGGUCAGAAAGAAUAGUGGAUCUGGGAACGACGGAAGCGCUUCGAUUGGGCCGUGUCCCUCGAGAAGCCUAUUGGUAUUUCUUCAAGUCGCUCGCGUUCGGAAGCAUGGAUCCUGAUGAGCACCCAAGCAUGGCGGUGAUGGCCAUGGAGAUCGCUUCGGAGCAUAGACAGUGUCUGAUGGGUGGGCAUAUGGUUGCCAGGUUACUGCGAGAUAACUUCAGUCCCAGCUUCUGGCGUGCAGUCCUUGGGAGCGUGAGAGCAUAUAGAAACGCACAUCACCUUAUGUGCGAAGAUGGACAGCGGUAUUAUUGGAGGUUGGGGAGGAGCUGCGAAUAUUUCUUGAUAUCCAGCCAUUACCAGUCAGACUCGAGUGAGCAAGUCCCCAAGAUCAGUGUCCAGGAAAUCAUCUUGGGACGUGGUGGUGCAUUGCCCAAAGGGAAAUUUGAGGCGCUCGCAUGGAGGUCUUGCAUACCGCCCUACUACAAUUACACGGUAAGCUGUAUGAUGUCAGCCCCGCAACCUACGGCGGGAACGAAAAGGAAAGAAGUGUGUGCUGCAGGAGAAAGGACACUUGGUUUGAGCUUGUGAUUUGUGACGGCAUAGUCUUGCGAAUUACGAAAUUUUAUCAUAUUACAGUGUAUAAUGUCUUAGAGCAAUACGUGUAGCCAAGUUAGUAAACAUAGAUGGCCAUCAACAUCUAGGUGUGGAGUCAUGUCCUCGACUCCUAUAUGAGUACGAUGUGUUUGGCCAAGUAUAAGUCAAAGAGAUGUUUGGGCUGCCUGUUGUUUUUUAAUAUCGAGACCAAGACAAGUUGUAUUAGCAAUAUGAGUAUAUAUUCUGUUGAUUGAUGUGGAUUA